UUUUUCAAAAAAUCGAUUUUUUUUUUAUUUUAUUUUCUGAUUCUACAUAUAUUCAAGAAUACACACAAGAAAUUUCAAAUCGAUCCGGCAAAUAUUUUCGAAGUUACACGCAUAUUUGUAACGACGUCUCGGAGCGCUUGGGAGUAUAAGGCCGGAGCGGCAUCGACUACCUGAGCGCUGUCCCUUUCAUGCAUCUGUCUAUUGUAAGCAUUCCCCUUCUAAAGUGUUUAGAUGUGUAAAUCAACAGUGUGAUUAUUUUAUUUUAUACCUGAAAAGUGAGUUUAUAUUUUUUCGACCCUAAAGUGGAACAUAUUUAAGAGUGGUAGUCAGUAUACGGAGCCAAGCCAAGCUGUAAACUUGUGAGAUCGUUUAUUUUUUUGUGUGUAAUUUCCAGUGAAAAUGAAGUCUUCCCGAAUAAUGAGAAAAUCUCAUAAUGUACGUAAGUCGAGAGUAAAAAAACGUAAAAAUGUUUUCAACCCAAAAACAGCUGAAACAGAUGAAAGGAGUUUCAGUGCCUCGGCGAAAAAAUUUAAAGAGCAAGAGGAAAUCUCCGUCACACGUGAUCCGUCUGUUGAGUAUCGCAUACUAAACUUCAUUACUGUUUUUGCAGCAAUUGCUGAAUAUGUAAAGUGUAAAGUCUGUGACGGAGAUGUCAAGUUUCAAACAACUUCUGAACGAGGACUUGGUUUUCAAAUAGUUGUGCUGUGUGAUAAGUGUGCCGACCGUAGCGUAAAUUCUAGUCCGUUCGUCACGCAUUCUUAUGAAAUAAAUCGACGAUUUUUAUUUGUCAUGAGAGUUCUCGGAUUAGGAUUGAAAGGUGCAGCAAAAUUUUGUGGAUUAAUGGACAUGCGAGCUUUUAUAUCACAGCCAACUUAUGAUUUGAUAAUAAAUAACAUUCACUCCAGUGUAAAAAUAGCCACUGAAAAACUUUUUGCACAGGCUUGUACCGAAGAGAAAAAUUUGACUUCCGAUAAUCAAGGUAACGAACAUUCAACAGAAUUAACUGUAUCUGGUGAUGGCACAUGGAAAAAGCGAGGGUAUACUUCCUUGUACGGUGUGACCUCUUUGAUUGGAUAUUAUUCAGGUAAAAUAAUAGAUAUAGUUGUUAAAAGUGCCUACUGUAAACUGUGUGAAACUUGGAAGAAGAAACUUGAUACAGAAGAGUAUAAUGAAUGGUACGAAGAACAUAAAAAUACUUGCACUGCAAAUCAUGCUGGUUCCUCAGGGAAAAUGGAAGUUGAUUCAGUCGUUGAAAUGUUCAAACGUUCAUUGGAAAAACUCGGAGUCAUCUAUAAAAAUUAUAUCGGAGACGGUGAUUCCAAAACGUACUCGGGAAUUUUAAAAGUUAAACCUUAUGGUGAUGAGGAAGUUGUAAAGAAAGAAUGUAUUGGACAUGUACAGAAACGAAUGGGUACGAGACUUCGAGAUUGUGUAAAAAAAAUGUUGAGACUGUUGAGAAUGCGAAAGGAAAAAAAAUACAAAAGAAAACUCUCGGUGGAAAAGGAAAACUCACUGGAAAGAUGAUCGAUAAGUUAACAGUUUACUAUGGCUUAGCAAUACGUAGAAAUUGUGAUUCCAUUGAGAAAAUGUAUAAUGCUAUCUGGGCCACAUAUUAUCACUAUUGUUCAUCUGACCAAAAACCUCAGCACGACAACUGUCCGAGUGGACCAGACUCAUGGUGCAGCUGGCAGAGGGCUGCUGCUGCCAAUGAAGUAUCUACUUUCGAACAUGAUUAUGAGCCACUACCUGAUGAUGUUGCUGAAGCUAUACGUCCGAUUUUUAUAGACCUCAGCAAUAAAAGUUUAUUGGAAAGAUGUGUCGGUGGUUUUAACCAAAACAACAACGAGAGUUAUAAUCAACUGAUUUGGAAAAUCUCUCCCAAAAUUGUUCCGGCAGGCUCGAAAACUGUAGAAACCGCUGCAUACAUAGCUGCUGGCGUCUUUAAUGAAGGAAUGGCUUCAUUAUUAUAUUAUAUGAAUGCAAUAGGAAUUACACUUGGACCCAACGCACAUUUAUAUGCCGAAAAAGAAGAUGAGCAGCGCGUGAACAUCUCCGACCGCAGAGCGCGCGAUAGCACCCGAGAUGGAAGAAUGGCUCGCAGACAACAUCAGCUCGAGUUAUUGGAAGCUAAUGAAUCAGCAGAAGGUCUCUUAUAUGGGCCUGGAAUAGAUGACACCAUAUGAUCCAGUUCAGAGAUAGAGUGGUCACCGCAAGACGUCUUUUUUUAGAGGACCUCCUGGAGAUCGGCUGUAGCUCUUCUCCAGAGAAAUAUUUUUACUAAUAAUAAGCACUAAAAUGUUGUUGAAUAAUACCAUAAUAAGUAUGUAAACUUUUGGAAUCAAUAAAUUUUAACGGCUUCUCAAAAAAAAUUCCUAAAAAUUCGCUUUUUUUCGACCCAUUAACUGUAUAUAACCC
Galleria mellonella (greater wax moth) is the source of this 2415-nucleotide messenger RNA. RefSeq lists its product as uncharacterized. Bases 1383 to 2183 code for a protein of 266 amino acids. Lineage: Eukaryota; Metazoa; Arthropoda; Insecta; Lepidoptera; Pyralidae. The transcript has 2 exons. The record is from RefSeq and is a predicted model, not a curated record.